Eufriesea mexicana is the source of this 1122-nucleotide messenger RNA. Its product is annotated as odorant receptor 46a-like. The record is from RefSeq and is a predicted model, not a curated record. NCBI's taxonomy places the organism in Eukaryota, Metazoa, Arthropoda, Insecta, Hymenoptera, Apidae. The transcript is spliced from 5 exons. Bases 1 to 1122 code for a protein of 373 amino acids. Gene Ontology annotation, biological process: sensory perception of smell; detection of chemical stimulus involved in sensory perception of smell. Gene Ontology annotation, molecular function: odorant binding; olfactory receptor activity. Gene Ontology annotation, cellular component: plasma membrane.
AUGAGCAUUCUGCAGCCAGCUUUUAAAAUACUGACCAUUUGCGGAUGUUGGAUGCCAGUCUCGUGUCGAGCAGUGUACGCCAAGGCUCUGUACAACCUGUACACUACGUUGGUGCUGUUUCUGCUCUACGUUUUCUGCAUCUCACAGUUGUUGAACGUGAUACUGAACGUGAGGAUGGUGGACGAGCUGAGCGACAGCUUCUACAUGUUCAUCGCGUCCUUUCUCGCCUGCUGCAAAAUCGUGGCGCUUCUGAUCAACCGCAAAGCGAUUAGAACGCUGAGUAAGAAGCUCGAGGAAGAGCCUUGCAAGCCCACGAAUGUACAGGAGCUCGUCAUCCAACGGCAAUUCGAUCAGAGCAUCGGUUACAGGUCAAUCACAAUUUGGUACACGAUUGUGGUGGAGUUCACGGUUCUCUGUAUGAUUCUAUGCUCGUUUGUCACCGACUUUGCUAACCGGAAGCUGACAUACCGAGCCUGGCUGCCUUUCAACUACUCCCUGCCGAAUUACUACUAUGUCACGUAUUUUCAUCAGAUCGUGGCUCUGAUCGGCACGUCGCUUGUGAACGUGGCAUGCGACGUGAUCGUUUGCGGACUGUUCGUUCACAUGUGCAGCCAGCUAGAAAUCUUGAAGCACCGAUUAAAGGGAAUCGUGGAGGAAACGAAGCCGGACAUCGGGAGGAUCGUGCGUUUCCACGAUUAUCUCUACGGAUACGCUUCGACGGUACUGCAGAAGUUUAAGGAGGUAAUAGGCAUCCAACUGCUGUCGAGCACCCUGGUAGUGUGCUUUAUCUUCUACGAAUUGGCGAACGCGCCGCUAAUGAGCUCCAGGUUCCUGCAAUUCGUCCUCUAUCUGAUCUGCAUGAUGACGCAGAUCUUCUUUUACUGCUGGUACGGCGAUCAGCUGAAAGUAAAGAGCGUGGAGGUGGUGGAUGCGAUUUUCGAAAUGGACUGGCUAUGUCUCGAUAUAAGCAGCAGGAAGAGUUUGCUGAACAUAGCGAGGAGAGCGAUCAUUCCCAUCGAGCUCACCUGUGCCUACAUCUUUACGAUGAGUUUGAAGACCGUCGUGAGCAUAUUGAAAAUGUCGUAUUCGACGUACAAUUUGCUUCAGAGAACGAACGCAUAG